UUGAGAGCGCAUGCGUUAUAUUUUUUCAACCAAUUCAUUGAUUAGUCUAAGGGUUUGAAGCAAUCGUUUGUUUAUUUUAGUCGACAAUUGGUUUCUCAUUUGACUUCAAAACUAUUUAUUGGUUUUGUAUUGAAAACGCUGUCAUUUGAGACCAAAUGUGACCAUUAAUUGCAAUCAUUGAUUGAUUUAGUGAUUUACAGUCCAAUCAAUUGGUUUUGCAUUUCUUAAUGAAUGUCAAAUCAUUGCCAUUCACUGUCUAUGUGUUUGUCAUCCACUUAAUCAACACAUUAGUUAAACACUUGAUUUCAUUAAUAAAUUACAAGAUUAUGGAUAACAACAACAGUGACCACAAUAUUGAUGACCCAUUGGUGAUGAAGACAUACGAACAACACAAGAAGGCUUUUGAUAUCAUCUCAAAGGCUCUUAAAAUUGAUGAAAAGAUUGACAACAAAAACAUCGACCAAAAACAAAUAGUGAUAGACAUGUAUUCACUCGGCAUUAAUGAGUUAAUACAAGGUAUUGAAUUAGACUUGACUGACGUUACCGGAGAGGAAGGUCUAAGAGCACGAAAAUUGCAACAAAAGAUGGAAAACAAUCUCGAGAUGGUUCGCGACCGCAAACAAAGAUUAGAGUGUAUGUCCCAAAUAUAUGGCCUCAGCUCUCAUUUGCCGCUUUUUAAAGAAGGAGAUGAUGUCGUUGACAGUUCUCCACAAAUAUUACCUGAAAACAAAGCAAUGCUUAGAAAGGGUGAUCCCUCUCCUACUUAUAAUAAGACUCCCAAAACACAAAAUAUUAAAAUUACAAAUAUUAAAGAUCGGUUAACUAAACCUUUAUAUAAAACUCCAGUAUCAUCACUUACUUAUACAUCACUGUCUGUUGAUAAUAAAUCAUUAAAUAAUAUUAAAAACUCAUCAAAAUUGAUGAAACCUCGUCUAACAAAUAUGUCACCAAAUGGUUCGACAUCUCCCAAAUCCUUAGUAAAUCCGUUGUCCAAUAAGCCAUCACCCAAUCCAUUGUCAUCUAAGUCUCGAACAUCAAAAACUCCGACUAAUCCAUCUCCACGACCAACAUCUCCGUUAACUCCGAACUCAAUUUUACCAAAACUGUCGGCUAAUUUUAAAGGUGUUGACAAAAAAUUAGUUCAAAAUAUUUUGGAUGAAAUAUAUGACCGCAAUUCAGAUUCAAUAUCUUUCGAUUCAAUCGCCGGUCAAGAUGUUGCAAAACAAGCCCUCAAUGAGAUGGUUAUACUGCCGACAAUACGUCCCGAAAUAUUUACUGGUCUGAGGGCACCUCCAAAAGGUUUAUUAUUGUUUGGUCCGCCCGGUAAUGGAAAAACACUUUUGGCAAAAGCUGUGGCCACUGAAGCAAAAGCCAAGUUUUUGAGUAUAUCUGCAUCCAGUUUGACCUCUAAAUGGUUAGGAGAGGGAGAAAAAUUAGUGAGAGCUUUGUUUGCUGUGGCCCGUGAACUCCAACCAACCAUUAUUUUUAUUGAUGAAGUCGACUCUUUAUUAACCGAACGAAGAGAGAAUGAACACGAAGCCAGUCGACGACUUAAAACUGAAUUCUUUAUCGAAUUCGAUGGAAUACAUUCUACAAAUGAAGAAAGGAUUCUUGUGAUGGCAGCCACUAAUAGACCACAAGAGUUGGACGAUGCGGCCCUCAGGAGAUUUACAAAACGUAUUUAUAUAACACUACCUAAUUAUAAGACGCGAAUCACACUUCUCGAAAAAUUGAUGCAAAAGCAGAACAAUCCGCUUUCGAUGAAAGAUUUGCAAUUAUUGGCCGCAGAAACUGAGGGAUACAGUGGUAGUGAUUUAACUGCUUUGGCAAAAGAUGCGGCUCUCGGACCGAUUCGGGAGUUGGAUAACGAACAAGUGAAACGGUGCAAUCCUAAUAAGAUGCGGUCAAUCAAURUUAACGAUUUCAAACAGUCAUUAAAAAAGAUUAGAAAAAGUGUGGCCGAAAGUACUCUUCAACAGUACCACAAUUGGAACCAACAAUUCGGUGACAUUUCACUGUGAUUAACAAA
Messenger RNA from Oppia nitens, 2029 nucleotides. It is a transcript of the gene spas, whose product is annotated as spastin-like. Gene Ontology annotation, molecular function: ATP hydrolysis activity; ATP binding. The transcript is spliced from 7 exons. The record is from RefSeq and is a predicted model, not a curated record. The coding region runs from base 228 to 2021 and encodes 597 amino acids. Lineage: Eukaryota; Metazoa; Arthropoda; Arachnida; Sarcoptiformes; Oppiidae. Gene Ontology annotation, cellular component: microtubule cytoskeleton.